CCAACCAAUGUGAGACAAGAUCCCAGCAUCCCUACCCAUGGACUCCAAAAAACCAUCUUACUGAACACCAGGCUGCAGGACUGCUGUGGUCCCACCAACAUCUGUGCAGUCAGAAUAGAUGUAAAGCAGACAAGCACCCAGUACCAGGUACUACCUCACCACUGGGAAGUGGGAAAGAGCCAGUUAAUUGCCAAUUCAUUCUCUCUGGUCAAGGUCGUGCUCAGAGGAGAAAAAGUACCAGUCAGCCAAGAUCUUAAGGACAGAUAUGCCAAACAUGCAGCCACUACCCAAGUGUUGUCCAGGGACAGUGGGCUCAUAGCCUGCAAGGGCUGGACACUGCUUCCUGAAACCCAAGAGGAACAGCAGCUGGAGGUCAUGCCAAGCAUCUCUGGGAUCCUCACUGAGGGUUACCAGGCUCUGUACCACACUGUGGCAGAGCCCAUGCUCUGAGAUCCUUCUGGAAGCCCCAAGAGGUACAGCUCGGAGCUAGGCAAAGCCAUUAAACAAAGGCUCUGGGAAGCUUUGCACAGUUGGCUGCCACCAGGAGCGCAUGGAGGGGCCUGA
This is a messenger RNA of Mus pahari (shrew mouse), 564 nucleotides long. It is a transcript of the gene C13H22orf31, whose product is annotated as chromosome 13 C22orf31 homolog. The record is from RefSeq and is a predicted model, not a curated record. Lineage: Eukaryota; Metazoa; Chordata; Mammalia; Rodentia; Muridae.